Molecule: messenger RNA, 1897 nt
Organism: Triticum dicoccoides
Lineage: Eukaryota; Viridiplantae; Streptophyta; Magnoliopsida; Poales; Poaceae
Product: early nodulin-75-like
Exons: 2
Coding region: 1-1770 (589 amino acids)
Biological process (GO): cellular response to heat
Source: RefSeq, a predicted model, not a curated record
AUGGACCUCGACCUCGCCCUGCAAGAGACCCGCCCGGCCGUCGCCGGCGAGGACUUCGCCUUCACCACCACCGAGACCGACGACGCCUUCCUCGUCCUCGCCCACCUCCCAGGGUAUGACAAGGAUGCGAUCGAGGUCCGCGUCGGCGACGGCGGCAGGGAGAUCCGCGUCGACGUGGGCGCGCGGAAGGACGGUGCCGGGCUCGCCGUGGAGGCAGAGCGUGCCGGGACGCGGCUGCGGGUGGCGCACCGGCGGGCGGUGGAGGGUUUCCGCCGAGUGUUCGACGUGCCGGCCGGCGCCGACGUGGGCCGGGUCUCCGUCGGGUUCGAGGAGGACGACGAGCUGCUCGUCAUCAUCAUGCCCAAGCUGGGGCAGCUGCAGGGCUCCCCGCCGGACGACGAGGCACGCGUCGACGUCGAGAGCACGGACUACGAGUGCGCGUCGUCAGACGGGACGGAGGUGGAGCUCGACGACCGGUGGUCGUCGGCUAGCCUCGAGCUGGAGCAGGAGGAGUGGGUCGACGUCGACGGCGAUUCGUCGGGGUCCGAGCCCGAGCCGCCUCGAGACUUGCCGGUGGAGACGCCCGUGGAGAUACAGGAGGACGUGCCCGUGGAGACGCUCGUGGAGAUUCAUGGGCCAGAUCCCAUAAUCACGGACGUGGCGGUGGAGACGCCGGUGGAGGUCGAGGAGGAGGAAGAGCCUCCGGUGCUCGACAUCGAGUGUGACGUCGUGUUCGACGUCCCGGUGUGCACUGAGCUGCCGGUGGAGACGCCGAUCGAAGUGCUCGGGUCCGACCUACCGGCUGACGACGUGGAAGAGCCGGCGGUCGACAUCCCGUGCGACGUAGAGUUCGAGCCGGAGCCCCGGCAGCCACCGGUCGAGACACCACCCGACGUCAUCGAGGAGCCCAAACCACCACCUGCCGUAGACCCACCCGCCGAAGAGCCAUCGGUUGAGGAGCCACCGCCCACCGAGGAGCCUCCGGAGCCGGUCGACCCACCAGUGGAACCGCCACCCACCGAAGAGCCACUGGUGGACCCACCACCGGUUGAGGAGCCACCACCCGUGGAACCGCCACCUAUGGAGGAGCCGCCAGUGGACCCACCACCAGCUGAGGAGCCACCACCCAUGGAACCACUACCUAUGGAGGAGCCGCCGAUGGACCCACCACCGGUUGAAGAGCCACCACCCGCUGAGGAUCCUCCGACGCCGGUGGACCCGCCCGUGGAACCGCCACCAAUGGAGGAGCCACCGGUGGACCCACCACUGGUUGAGGAGCCACCACCUGCUGAGGACCCUCCGGUGCCGGUCGACCCACCCAUGGAGGAGCCACCUGCCAAAGAGCCGCCGAUGGACCCACCACCAGUUGAGGAGCCACCACCCGCCGAGGAUCCUCCAGCAGCGGUCGACCCGCCCAUGAAACCGCCACCCAUGGAGGAGCCACUACCGGUUGAGGAGCCACGCCACGUGGAACCGCCGCCCGUGCAGGAGCCACAACCCGCGGCCCCAACACCAGUCCAGGAGCCACCUAGUGCACCAGCAGAGGCAAAAUCAUCUGAUGGCAGCGACGAAUCGGAUGGUAGCACUGAUGGUGAGGAGAACGGCGACGGGGGCGGCCGCAAGGGCAAGCGACGCAGUGGCGGGAAAGGACGACGGAGGCGCAGGCGGCGUGGCAGGUUCCCGUUCGGCAUGGUGGUUGCUCCUGCCGUGAUCUUGCUCGCUCUCGCAGUGCUCGCGGCCAAGAGACGGCGGCAACAGGGCGGGGGUUGAUUAUUGAUGUGGUUCGGUUCGCGCCACUGUGUAACCCAUGUUGUAUACUUGUAUAGAACUGAUUUUUGUUUGAUUUUUCUUGGUAUCAAAUUGUUUUCCUUUAAUCCAUGAAACAAGGAAAUUUGGG